AUGUCCACCCCGCCUCACCUGAAAUUAAGCGUCCCAUUUUGGGAAAGACUCCAAGCCAAUACAAAAGAUGAUCUCACACGAGGCUCGGCAUCACUCUACUUUAGAGCAUAUGGUCAAGCAGACCGUGUCCUUCUACCUAGCCAGUGGCGAGAGGUAGGGUGGACUAUCCAAGACUUUGCUUAUUUCUACGACUCCCCAGAAUAUGAGUCGGCUAGGUCGGAAUACAUAGACCAAUGUCUUAUGAGAUAUCCGCUUGCCGCGUUUCCGACGUGGCAGGAAGUUGUCGAUGGGAUGCAAGUUCUUUUCACAAGACCUGAUGCGAUCGUUGAUUACAUGUUUAUUAGGCCCAAGAUAUGGAUAAAUAAGGAAAUCUGGCGACCGCUUGACUAUGCCGUCGCGUUUAUCUUAAGGCUUCUUAACCAUCGGGAGCACAUUCACAGCGACGUCGUUGACGGAGGUGAGUUCGUUGAUGGAAAUGAGUAUUGGAUGGAGUGGCAAAAAGCUUAUGCCCAAUUUCUCGGCUCGGUUCAGCCGUUCUAUCAGCCCUGGGACAGCUCGGACAAAUGGACGGCAGCGUUUCUUCUAUACCUUAAGCUUCAAUAUGAACAUGAGAUCCACGUGAGGGGUCUUCUAGACGGCGACCCUAAAGUCUUUGCCAUUGCAUACGUGGAAGGCAAGGAAGGGAUUGAAGUUGACCCCAAGGCAAAGGAGAGGUAUACUCAGAUAGAGGCCAUGGACAAAUAUCAUUCCUAA
Daldinia loculata is the source of this 753-nucleotide messenger RNA. RefSeq lists its product as uncharacterized. Lineage: Eukaryota; Fungi; Ascomycota; Sordariomycetes; Xylariales; Hypoxylaceae. The transcript has a single exon. The coding region runs from base 1 to 753 and encodes 250 amino acids. The record is from RefSeq and is a predicted model, not a curated record.